Molecule: messenger RNA, 1627 nt
Organism: Scophthalmus maximus (turbot)
Lineage: Eukaryota; Metazoa; Chordata; Actinopteri; Pleuronectiformes; Scophthalmidae
Product: apoptosis regulator BAX
Exons: 6
Coding region: 228-827 (199 amino acids)
Biological process (GO): positive regulation of apoptotic process; mitochondrial fusion; release of cytochrome c from mitochondria
Cellular component (GO): mitochondrial outer membrane
Molecular function (GO): protein heterodimerization activity; channel activity; protein homodimerization activity
Source: RefSeq, a predicted model, not a curated record
ACUCGUGUUUCUACACGGACGGAUUUGACGCGAGCACAUUCGACUCUUCCCGCCCACUCCUCCUUCGCACGUCACUGUCCGUGUCUUCGCUUCCUGCCUGCGAGUUUGCGGCAACUUUCGGUCUGUGGAGGAGUCGUCGGUUUCCAAAGAGACCUCGUACUGUUCAUGUAAAGGGGCCCUGUGACAACGAAGAGACGCCGUUUCUUUUUUAAAUAACCAUUUUAACCAUGGCGUGUGAAGGAAACGGCGUGUCCGAUGAGAGGAUAGGGACUGCCCUGAUCACAGAGGUCAUUGAGGAGGAACUGAAGGAUAUGCCCGCGGAGAACGUCCCGCACCUUGCCUCUGCGAAAGUAAAGACCGAGCACGAGAAGAAGAUGGUGACCCAGCUGGGUGUGAUGGUCCGCAUCAUCGGCGACAGAAUGCAGGAUGACCAGGAGUUCCAAGAUGCAGUAGACGGGGUAGCAAAAUGCUCUGGCUCAAAGUGGGACAAAUUUAAUGGAGUGGCAGAGAAAGUGUUUGAGCAUGGGAUCACCUGGGAGAGGAUCGCUGCACUUUUCUAUGUUGCCGGCAAGCUGGCAGUCAAGAUGGUGGAAGCUCAUCUGCCUCAGUCUGUGAGUGAGAUCCUGAAGUGGACUAUCGAUUUUUUCAAAAACAAACUCCUGGACUGGAUUCGGGAACAUGGAGGAUGGAUCAACAGUUUCUCAGAGCUGGCAAUGGCGUCCAUGCAGAGCGUGUCAUCCCUGAGCUCUCAGAGAGUAGGCCUUGUCAUCAUAUUCAUUGCCGGCCUGUCUCUUGGAAGCGUCAUCACCUGGAGACUGACCAGAUGACUCUAAGGCGCGCCUGUACACACACCACAAUGUUUCAGCCUUAAUCGGACGUGACUAUGAAAUAAGAUGGUUCAAACAUCCCCUGAGGAUGAUUACCAUUUUUUUUACUUUUCUACCUUUCCAAUAUUUAUGCAAAACUUGAAAAGAGAUGGUAGACACAUAUAACCAUCCAAGACGUACUGUAUCAUUAUCAAGAAAUUCAGCCCUCGGAUCCAAAAAGGAAAAAAAAUAAACUCAAGCAGAUGCUGUCUGAACAGUGUAACAGGUUUACCACUGUCCUCAAGAUGGGAGGCAGAAAUAUGUAUGGUUUAAUGAUGUGCUGGGAUUUGUGUUGCAGUAUAUUAUCAUCUUUAAUAAUUUCUUGUAUUUAUUUUUAAAAAAUCUGUCAUUAUUUUCUUGAUUCCCAUUUGUUGAUUUCUGCCUUGUUAAUGCCACAUCCUGAUUUGGGAAAGCUACCAUUAAAAUCUUAAUAGCACUCCUGCUAUUGCCGAUCAUCAUGGAUCAGGUACUGUAUCAGUACUUAUUAGUUAUUUUUGCCAAUCUUUAAGAGGAAUAUAGAAACAUAUUUAAAACAUUUUCCCGCCCUGCUCUGCCCUCACAUGCAUCAAUAUCAUCAUCAUCAUCAUCUGGAUUGGUAACAGUGACUGAUUUGUGAUGUUUACAUAUAAAUAAUGAACAGGAAAUGUAUUUUCAUAAUUCAUCCAGUACAAAGCAGAGCCGAUAACAUCAGAGUUUAUCGAUACUAGUCAACCUCAUACACGAAGUGAAAGAAUAUUAAAGCAGUUUUACUUUUCACCACA